CCUCAGAGGCCACUGUCCCGAGGGCUGUGCUGAGUGGCUCCAUGAGUAUCUGUGCUGGGCAGUGGGCGGCAGCUGCUCCUCCUUCCAGCUCAUCUGUCUGUCGCCCGUCCGUCCGUCCAUCACCUCUCUCUUGAUUUAGAGACGGGGGUGGGAGAAGUGGUUCCCUGCAGAAGAAGAGCGAGAGGGCUGCCUUGCAGUUUGAAGGUGGAACUUCCGGUGGUCAACAGCCUCUUCGGGGAAACUCAGCCUUCCGAAUGUGGGGAGAGGAAACCUAAAUAUCCCUGGUGAGCCGAUGAGAGCACAGAACAAACAACCCAGAGCCAAACGACCCUAUUUCCUAGGAGCUCGGGAAUAAGAGCUAAGAAGUGAAUUGGAUAUCAUCGUGCCCAGCCUUGGUGAAAAGGGAAGCAAACUCCCCUGAGUCCUUUCUGUGCCAGGGUUUAUACCGUGAUUGUCACUUACCCUUCAGCGACCCCGCCCUAGGAAGCAGACAUCUCAUCUGCAUUUUUUGAAAAGAGAGAAUGGGCCCAGCUUGGCUGUGGCUGCUGGGAGCCGGGGUCCUGGCCUCUGUCCACUGUCAGCCCUUUCCUGCGCAUGGAGAUAAAAGCCCCGGGGUGCCUCAGCCCCCCGGUCACAAGCUUGCAGAGCCAGCUCCUGCCUACCACAAAGUUGCUCCUGCCUACCACAAAGUUGCUCCCACCAUUACCAGCUUUGCUUUGCGUCUGUAUAAGCAGCUGGCGGCACACACCCCAGGAAACAUCCUCUUCUCCCCUGUGGGCCUCUCCAGCGCCCUGGCCCUGCUGGCCCUCGGGGCCCAAGGGGACACCCAGCCUGAGAUCCUGGAGGGCCUCGGCUUCAACCUCACAGAGACCUCAAGUGCCGACAUCCACCAGGGCUUCCAGCGGCUCCUGCACACCCUCAACUUGCCCAGCCCCAAACUCGAACUAAAGGUGGGAAACUCUUUGUUCCUAGACAAGCAGCUGAAGCCUCAGCAGCACUUUUUGGACAGUGUCAAGGAGCUGUAUGGAGCUUUGGCUUUCUCUGCCAACUUCACAGAUGCUGCCACAACCGGGAGGCAGAUCAACGAGUUCGUGAGAAAGCAGACUUACGGGCAAGUCGCCGACUGCUUCCAGGAGCUGGGCCACAACACGCACACGGUUUUCUUGAAUUACAUCUUCUUCAAAGCCAAGUGGAAGCAUCCUUUCGACGGCUACCAGACCCGGAAGCAGGAGCGCUUCUCAGCGGACGAGAGGACCGUGCUGCGCGUGCCCAUGAUGCAGCAGCGGGAGAUGCACAGGUUCCUCUACGACCAGCAGGUGGCGUGCACCGUGCUCCAGAUCGAAUACAGCGGCAAUGCCCUGCUGCUGCUAGUGCUGCCGGACCCCGGGAAGAUGAGGCAGGCGGAGGCCGCGCUGCAGCCUGAGACCCUGCGGAGGUGGGGCCAGCGCUUCCAGCCCAGCCUGCUGGAUUUGCACUUGCCGAGGUUUUCAAUUUCUGGAACUUACAACCUGGAAGAGAUCCUUCCCCAGAUUGGUGUCACCAACAUAUUCGACUUGGGAGCUGACUUUUCAAGAAUCACUGGACAGUUCAAUAGCUCCAUCUCCCGGGUGUCCCACAAGGUGGUGGUGGACAUGAACGAGAAGGGAACUGAGGUCGGGGCUGCCUCGGGCCUCCUCUCGCAGCCGUCAGCCCUGAACACGACCUCAGCGCCCUGUGCCCACUUUAACAGGCCUUUCUUGAUGCUGCUGUGGGAGGUGACCACCCAGAGCCUGCUCUUCCUGGGCAAAGUCGUCAACCCAGCUGCAGGGUGACCGUGCUGGGAGGUCAGGGAUGUCUUCUGUCCCCUAACCAAACAGGAAGGCCAGCCCGAGCCUGCACUGCAGUGUACCAGUGUGCUCAGAUGCUAAUAAAGUUGGGUUUGUGAACCCUGAGGAAUUGCAUCUACCCCA
Messenger RNA from Heterocephalus glaber (naked mole-rat), 1949 nucleotides. RefSeq names its product serpin A11. NCBI's taxonomy places the organism in Eukaryota, Metazoa, Chordata, Mammalia, Rodentia, Bathyergidae. Gene Ontology annotation, molecular function: serine-type endopeptidase inhibitor activity. The record is from RefSeq and is a predicted model, not a curated record.